AUGCCGCUGAAGCUAUUCGACGAUGACGGCGAUGCCAAUAAGGACGACGUAUCAAAGAUUGAAAUUGACCAGGCGUUCGCCAAAAGAUACGAGCACAACAAGAAACGGGAAGCUCUCCAGAGAUACGAAGAGCUGCAAAAGAAAGGCCUGAUUGAUGAAUCCGAUUCCAAAUCAGAAUCAGAAUCAGAAUCAUCGGAUGACGAAGAAGAUGAGACAGAUAUUAAGAAGAAAGAUAUCAAGUUUUUUGAGAAUUUACUCAAGGUAAAAAAUCGCGAUCCUUCUUUAUACAGUAAUGUGAAACUCUUUGAUUCUGAUAAUGAAACCGACAGUAGCGAUAAAGAGGAAGAGAUUAAGGACGGUAAUGAAAAAGAUAAGAAAAAGAAACCUAUGUAUUUGAAGGAUGUGGUGGCGAAGCAUUUGAUUGAGGAAGGGCCAGAGUUUGUUGAGGAACAGUCGAUUAAGAAGGAGGAGAAGAGUUAUAACGAGGAACAAGAGGAGUUAAGAAAAGCGUUUUUGGAUGCGGUGGGGGAUGCGGAAGAGGAUGGGGAGGAGGAUGAGUUUUUGAAGGUCAAGGAGAGGAAGAAUGAGGAGGUGAGUGGGGAUGGGAAUGCUGAUGAUGAUGUGGAGUUUGAGAAGAAGUUGGGUGAUUAUUUUGGUGGGGAAGGAGAGUUGGAUGAGGGCAGCAUGUUUUUGAGGGAUUUUUUUAAGAACAAGAUGUGGCUUGGGAAAGAUGAGAAAGGUGGUCUCGGGGAAGAUGAGGUUGAUGAGUUGUUGAGAGAUGAGGAGGAGGUUGAGAGGCAAGAGAAGUAUGAGGAGAGUUAUAAUUUUAGGUAUGAAGAGAGUGUGGGGGAUAGAGUGUUGGGUCAUUCGAGGAAAGUGGAGGGGUCAGUGAGGAACAAGGAUAAUUCGAGGAAAGAGCAGAGGAAGAACAGGGAGGAGAGGAUGAAGAUUGCAGAGAUGGAGAGGAAAGAGGAGUUGAAGCAUUUGAAGAAUUUGAAGAAGAAGGAGAUGAAGGAGAAGAUGAAGAGAGUUAUGGAGGUUGCAGGGUUUAAGGAUGAUAAUGACUUCACUUUAGAUUUGGAGGACGAAUUUGAUCCUGAUGAGUAUGAUAAGAUGAUGAAGAAGGCUUUUGAUGACAAGUAUUAUGAUGCUGAGGAAGUAGAGCUGGGGUUCGGAAGUGAUGACGGUGAGAUGGAGAAGCCAGAUUUUGAUAAGGAGGAUGAGUUGCUUGGAUUUCCUAAAGACUGGGAUAUGGUUGACUCUGCUGAUGGGUUUUUAGCUGCAAGGGAAAGGAGUUUGAAACUAAAGCAGCAAAAUGGGGAUGACUACUCUGAAAAAGAAGAAGAAGAAGAAAAAAAUGGUGAAGAAAGGAGUGAGGAAAGCAAGCGGAAGAGGAAGCGAAAAAUGUCACUUGUGCAGAAAGUUAAAGAGGAAAUGUUGGAGGAGUACUACAAGUUGGACUAUGAGGAUACUAUUGGAGAUUUAAAAACGAGGUUUAAGUAUGCUAAAGUGAAUCCUAAUAGGUUUGGGUUGAAGACUGAAGAGAUAUUAGACAUGGAUGACAAGGAGUUGAAUACAUAUGUUUCUAUAAAAAAACUUGCACCGUAUAGGGAUAAUGAAUGGAAGGUACCCAAUACUAAGAAACACCAACAGAAGAUGAUGAUUAAGGAGCGUUUGCAAGGGAAAUUUAAUAAGAAGAAUAGGUCGAAAGAUAACAAAGACAAGUCAACUUCAGCUCUAGGUUCCAAACAAGAUAGGACAGAAAAGUUGGAUGAAUCAAAUGAUACUGGCAACUUAUCCAGGAAAGCCAAGAGAAGGCGUCGCCAAGCAGAGCUCAAGUUAUCACACUCUCGGCUCAUUGCAUAUGGGAAGGUCCAACCUUAA
This is a messenger RNA of Dovyalis caffra, 1884 nucleotides long. The record is from the annotation of a GenBank genome assembly. Lineage: Eukaryota; Viridiplantae; Streptophyta; Magnoliopsida; Malpighiales; Salicaceae.